AUGAAUUCAUUUGAAAUUGAUUAUUUUUUUAUCCAUAAAAUGCCAAGAAAAUCAGCUAAGAGCAAAUCAACACUUCUCUUUCUACCAAACAUCAUUGGACUAAUCAGAAUCACAGCCAUGCUCAUUGCAAUCUACAGUACAGGAGUCCAAUUCGUGCUGCUCUAUCUCUUCAGUGUCGGACUCGACUUCUUCGAUGGCAAAAUAGCACGAUCACUAAAUCAAGUCUCCAUUCUGGGAGGAGUCCUUGACAUGGUUACAGAUCGAGUCACCACAAAUGUCCUAUGCACCAAACUGGCCUCAUUUGGAAGACUCAGACACAUCCAAAACCAUCUGAUUCUCUACAUCUUCCUUGAUGUCCUAGGAAGCAUGAUCUACUUCAUUUCAAUGUCGUAUUUGAAGACGCAUCACAAACAAAACAGCAAUUUGGUACUGAAAUUCUACUACAGGCCCAACAUCCUGAAAAUCUGCUGCUCUGGAUCUGAGCUCUACUUUGUGGCACUGUACACGCACCAUUCUGGUCUUCUUCUGGUUCCUGGACCAGUGAGAGUGACCCUAUGGGCCAUAACGUGCUUCAAGACAUUUGUAAACAUGAUCCACCUUUAUUGUGGUAUAAGGACACUUUCAGUACAGAAAUAA
Molecule: messenger RNA, 636 nt
Organism: Enterospora canceri
Lineage: Eukaryota; Fungi; Microsporidia; Enterocytozoonidae
Source: the annotation of a GenBank genome assembly